Messenger RNA from Dimorphilus gyrociliatus, 910 nucleotides. The record is from the annotation of a GenBank genome assembly. NCBI's taxonomy places the organism in Eukaryota, Metazoa, Annelida, Polychaeta, Dinophilidae.
GAUGUCUUUUUCAGGUGAUAGAGUAUACGAUUUAAGUGUUCAGCAAAUAUUGACAACAAAAAUAAAGAGAGGGUCUGCUGAAUUGAAAAAGUAUUGCAGAUCAAUGAAUAGAUGGGGGCCGUUUUGUUUACAGAGAUGUGGAGAUUGUUUGAACAAUAGUUGCAAUCCACUUGGUGGAACUUGUGAGCAAGGAUGCAGAAGAAACGAUUAUGCCUAUCAAAUCAGAUGCACAAACGAUCUCAAACCUUUUUUACCAAAGGAAUCAGAAUAUAAAAAUCUGACGCAAUUUAGAGAAUUCUGGGCAGAGAUGAGAAGAGGUUUAGAAGACGAAUGGAAAGGAUUUUGUAAGGGAACACAGAGAUGGGGACCAUUUUGCUUAUUUUUAUGCUCUAAAAAUUGUCAAAUCGGAUGUGAUUAUAUGGACGGAAGCUGCAAUAGAGGAGCAUGUAUAAAAGGCUACAUUGGUAUUAGAUGUAACAAGUUAAGUCCGCUUGUCCAGGCUCAGAAGGCUUCUAUAAAAGAGUAUCCAACUGAAGCUAUUUUUUCUGGUUUCACAAUCGCAUUUGUUGUUGUAUCAAGUCUUGGGAUAGGAAUUUUGUGCUUUACGAUAAACAAAUACAGAAGAAAUAGGAAAGAAGGUGGGAAAAGCCCAAAGCAACCUCAUGAAAGUAACAUAACAGAUAAUGGGAUAAGGAUAAAAACUGUCGACGAAACAACAAUUGGAACUUCGCAGAAUGUAACUAUAAGAGACUUUAAAAAUUCUAUCUUGAGUGAAAUGAAUAGAGCACCUACAAAAACUGCAAUAAACAAAAUUGGACGCUACUCUUUACCAGUUAUUCAUACCUCAGUGGUAAAUAGUAGAGCUCCCCCGACACGAGAUCUAAGCCCAUUAUUUUCCAUUUCCAAGUGA